Pyricularia grisea is the source of this 993-nucleotide messenger RNA. RefSeq lists its product as uncharacterized. The record is from RefSeq and is a predicted model, not a curated record. The transcript has a single exon. Gene Ontology annotation, molecular function: oxidoreductase activity. Bases 1 to 993 code for a protein of 330 amino acids. Lineage: Eukaryota; Fungi; Ascomycota; Sordariomycetes; Magnaporthales; Pyriculariaceae.
AUGGUGUCCAAAAUCCUUUCUUCAGUUACCGCGGUCCUGGCCGUUGCCCAGGCCGCUUCCGCUGCUUGCACAAACCCUAUUCAGCGGAAGGCAUGGACUGCGCUCACGGAUGCCGAAAAGGCCGACUUCCUCCAGGCCGAAGUUUGCCUGAUGGAGACUCCCUCCAAGACUGGCUUCGCCGGCGCCAGGACCCGGUGGGAUGAGCUGCAAGCUAUGCACGUGGCCCAAGUGCAAUUCAUCCACGUCGUCGGAUCCUUCCUGCCGUGGCACCGCUACUUCAUGUCGGUCCAUGAGAAGCUGCUCCGCGAUGAGUGUGGCUACACUGGCGUCCUGCCCUACUGGGACCAGCAGGCCGAUCUUGCCGCGGCCCCGCUCAACAAAUCGUCCAUCUUUGACCCCGAGACCGGCUUCGGCAGCAUCAACAUGGACGCCAACGAAUGCGUGACCGAUGGCCCCUUUGUCAACAUCACCAACAACCUGAACGUGGACCUGUCGCGCAAGGCCACCCCGCAGUGCCUGACCCGCAAGCUCUCCCAGACGCAGUUCAACAUGGUGUCGCAGUCCCAGGUUGACCUCUGCAUGACCUACACCACCUAUGUCGACUUCAACAACUGCCUGGGCAACGCCGUGCACACCUCGGGCCACUACGCCGUCGGUGGCAUCAUGGACGACGUCUCGCUCUCGCCCGCCGACCCCCUCUUCUUCAUGCACCACACCAACCUCGACCGUCUGUUCUGGGAGUGGCAGUCCAAGGACCUGGCCAAGCGUCUGACCGACAUGGGCGGCAACAACGUCGCCACCGCCUCCAUCCUGGUCAACGCUCAGCCCCCUUCGCUGCCCGUCAGCGCCUUCUUCCCCUACUUUGGCGACAACGGCAGCAACGUCACCACCCUGAACCACUCUCUCUGGUCCGCAGGCACCCUGCCCAACGUCACCAUCGGUGAGGUCAUGGACAUCAAGGGUGACUUUGUCUGCGCCGAGUACAUUCACUAA